Molecule: messenger RNA, 825 nt
Organism: Ananas comosus (pineapple)
Lineage: Eukaryota; Viridiplantae; Streptophyta; Magnoliopsida; Poales; Bromeliaceae
Exons: 2
Coding region: 51-431 (126 amino acids)
Source: RefSeq, a predicted model, not a curated record
AUUAGGUCAGGUCGGCGGCGCGGGGGGGGGCGGAGGGGAGGAGAGGGGAGAUGUCGAUCCUGUGGGAGAAGAGCCCGACGUGGCGGUGGCUGGUGCGGCGGACGCGGGACUCCAAGCCCUUCUUCGUGGCGUUCGCGACCCUCUGCGGCGUCGUCCCCGGCGUCCUCGGCUUCUGCGUCAUGCAGGCCACCAGCUCCCGCGCCGACCAGCUCGAGGCCCACCUCCGCUCCACCGCCCGCCCAGAAUCCACCAUGAUGGGGCAAGUCAACAAGGAGAGGUUGGCGGAGUUCCUCGGGGAGCUGCAGAGGAAACAGGACACUAACGAUAGAUACGUCGCUGCGCUAAAAGGGGAGACGCUCACAAGAAAGCCUUAUGUUAGGAUUCAGCCCCUGCCCAAACAAACCGCCGAUGAUAGCACUAAACAGAAGUAAAAGCAGGGGUGUCGCUAUUAUCUGUGUUUGAGAUGCCAAAAUAUGCUUCAGUAAGAAUAUUUUUUGGGUUCGUUUGGUGAUUUGGAAGCGACAAUGUUAGAAUGGUGUGCUUUUUUUUUUUUUUUCGGGUCUCAGGAACAGAGGAAAAAGAAUAAUGAUUCCUUCAUGUUUAGUGUUUAGUUGUAUGUAAAUACUGCGAAUCUGCUAUCAGUACGCGAGUGUCAUUUUACUUGCAAACUUAUAUACACUGAAGUGAUUGUGCCGGUUCUAGGUAUGAAAUUUCAGUUUCUGUUUUCGUUUGUCGCUCGGGUACUCUGAAGUGAUUAUGCCAUUUCUCUGUAUAGAAUUUCUCUCAACUCUGUAAAAAUUUGAUAUUUAUGCCGCUUUUGUGCUC